AUGGCUGGAGAGUCCACGAGGCGCAAUCAGAACUUUUAUUGCCAAUACCACCAGGACCACGGACAUACCACGGAGAACUGCAGGAACCUCUGGAACUAUCUGGACCAGCUAGUCCGAGAAGGAAAGCUGAGGCACCUUCUGCAUCAUCCCAGUGGUCAUCAAGGCCAGGCCCAUCAAGAACCCCCGAGAGAUAUUGCCUUAAGGCCACCCGUAGGGAUGAUCAAUGUAAUCUUGGCCGCACUAGGAAGAACAGGCAUAUGCCCUUCACGAGUGUUAUCUGUGGCUCAGUGGCCUGCCAAGGAGUCCCAGCCAAAGUCGAAGAGGGCCAAAAUGAAUUUUCACCCAAUCUUGAGUUUUUCAGAAGAAGACAAGAUCGGAACCAUCCAGCCCCAUGACGAUGUGCUGUUGAUCACUCUCAGAAUCGGGGACUACGAUGUGAAAAAAGUGAUGGUGGAUGGUGGCAGUGGGGCCGAGGUUAUGUACCCCAACCUCUACAAGGGGCUAAGGUUGAAACCAGAAGAUUUGAUGCCCUAUAACUCUCCUUUGAUGAGCUUCGGCGGGAAGCUUGUCAUUCCAAAGGGCAUGAUUAGGCUACCUAUUCAGACCGGCCCAGAGAUAAUGGAGGUGAACUUUAUCGUGGCGGACACCUACUCUCCCUAUACAGCCAUCAUCGGUAGGCCUUGGCUUCAUACCUUAGGGGCUGUUGCCUCCUCAUUGCAUCAGAAGGUGAAAUUGCCAUCAGGGGACCAAGUUCUCGAAAUCCGUGGUUGCCAAUCCACGGCAAGGCAGUCUGCCGAGGAGGCGAAAUGCGAAGAUCUAGAGGAGGUGGUCAUUGGUGGUGACCCAGAGAAGUUCUUUCGGGUAGGGGCUCAGCUGCCUCUUCAAGAGAAGGAGGAGUUGAUUGAGUUUCUCAAAAGAAAUAUUGACGUGUUUGCAAGGGAUGCCUACGAUGCCCCCGGGAUUGAUCUAGCCUUCAUCUGUCACCAUCUCAAUGUCAACCCGUCCAUCACUCCCAAGAAGUAG
Quercus lobata is the source of this 1023-nucleotide messenger RNA. RefSeq lists its product as uncharacterized. The record is from RefSeq and is a predicted model, not a curated record. NCBI's taxonomy places the organism in Eukaryota, Viridiplantae, Streptophyta, Magnoliopsida, Fagales, Fagaceae. The transcript has 2 exons. Bases 1 to 1023 code for a protein of 340 amino acids.